CCUCUAGCGGAAUUUGGCCAGCACUAAAACUGGUGCACAUAAAACAAUUUUGUUUGUUAAAAAGUCAAUUUAUUUGCAAUAAAUAAUCAAAUAAAAGCUAGUGCCUGUGUUUAAAUAAAUCUUAAUAUAGUUUAGAAAACCCAAAGCGACAGCUUUAUCAACUGCAACAAAGGGAGUAAGCAACAUAAGCAGAACGACACAACACAACAACAACAACAGGCCACAAAAUGUCCGAAAUGCAAAUGGAUUGUGCUUUGGAUCUGAUGCGUCGUCUGCCGCCUCAACAGAUCGAAAAGAAUUUGAUUGAUUUAAUCGAUUUGGCACCAGAUCUAUGCGAAGAUCUCUUGUCAUCGGUGGACCAGCCAUUGAAGAUAGCCAAAGAUAAGGAGCAUGGCAAGGAUUAUCUAUUAUGCGAUUACAACCGUGAUGGUGACUCGUAUCGUUCGCCCUGGUCGAAUACAUAUUAUCCGCCACUGGAAGACGGUCAAAUGCCCUCGGAACGUUUAAGAAAAUUGGAAAUUGAAGCGAAUUAUGCCUUCGAUCAGUAUCGUGAAAUGUACUAUGAGGGCGGUGUGUCAUCUGUAUAUUUAUGGGACUUGGAUCAUGGUUUUGCAGCUGUGAUAUUGAUUAAGAAGGCCGGCGAUGGCAGUAAAAUGAUACGCGGCUGCUGGGACUCAAUUCAUGUGGUGGAGGUGCAAGAGAAGACCACAGGACGCACAGCCCACUAUAAGCUAACAUCGACAGCGAUGUUGUGGCUGCAAACGAAUAAACAGGGCUCGGGCACAAUGAAUUUGGGUGGCUCGUUGACCCGACAAACGGAACAGGAUGCCAAUGUGAGUGAAUCCUCGCCGCAUAUUGCCAACAUUGGCAAAAUGGUUGAGGAAAUGGAGAAUAAAAUUAGAAAUACACUCAAUGAGAUUUACUUUGGCAAGACCAAGGAUAUUGUGAAUGGUUUACGGAGCACACAAUCUCUGGCCGAUCAGCGUCAACAGGCGGCCAUGAAACAGGAUUUGGCUGCGGCAAUAUUAAAACGUAAUGUUAAACCGGAAUCGAACUGAAAUGCAAACACUGUCCCGUAGUCAGAAAUGCAAACACUGUCCCGUAGUCAGAACUGUGAACUGAGCGUGUUAACGAAGGCGAAUAUAGGCGUGGUCCGUGCUUUUUUUUUUUACAAAAAAAAAUCAAUCAAAUUCAGAUUUCAUCAGUUUUGGGUGAAAACUUUUCUAAAUGCUUUUCAAAUUGUCAUUUUCAAUAGAAUUGUUUACAUUAAAUUAAUAGGAAUUGUUUAGUUGAAAAAAAAUUUAACUAAUUUUAUGUCACUUUUUAGUUUUGUUAACAAAAAAUAGACUGAACAUUGUCAUUAUUUGCAUUUGAUGGCAACAAAGAAUAAAAAAAAUUGUAGAAAAUUUUCAAAUUCUUAACUAAACAAUUCCAUUGAAAUGCAUUUACAAUUAAAAAAUGAAAACAAUUUGAUAAGCAUUUAAUGCAUAAUAAAAAAUUUAAGCAUUUCUAGGCAAUAAACAAAUUUGUUAAUGAGAAAAUUAAAGAAAACAAAACAAAAAGAAAAAGGUAUAUAAAACUAAAAUAAUAAUAAUAAAAUUGUUAAAUUGAAGAAAUAAAAAAUAGCAUAUUAAUAUGUAAAUUUGCCCGCCCCCAAGUCCUUGACCAUCCCACUCACACACACACACACACCUAAGUAACGCCAACUUCGCCGCCCUCAAGACAGUAACAUUAAGUAUUUCUAUUUGUAUCUAAAAAAAAAAAAACAAAAACGAAGGCAAUAAAAUGUUGUAUUUCCUUUGCAAUAAGUUUUCAAUUUUUGCCUGCCUAAAAUGCAUACAUACUACCUUACUAUAACUAAAAAAAAAAAAAAAACAUUUUUCUAUUUGCGAAUACAAAAACAAAACAGAAAUUUAAAUUAAA
Drosophila willistoni is the source of this 1923-nucleotide messenger RNA. It is a transcript of the gene cpb, whose product is annotated as F-actin-capping protein subunit beta. Gene Ontology annotation, molecular function: actin filament binding. The record is from RefSeq and is a predicted model, not a curated record. Lineage: Eukaryota; Metazoa; Arthropoda; Insecta; Diptera; Drosophilidae. Gene Ontology annotation, cellular component: cytoplasm; F-actin capping protein complex. Gene Ontology annotation, biological process: cell morphogenesis; regulation of lamellipodium assembly; barbed-end actin filament capping. The coding region runs from base 228 to 1058 and encodes 276 amino acids. The transcript has 2 exons.